Messenger RNA from Gordionus sp. m RMFG-2023, 4532 nucleotides. RefSeq lists its product as uncharacterized. NCBI's taxonomy places the organism in Eukaryota, Metazoa, Nematomorpha, Gordioida, Chordodea, Parachordodidae. Gene Ontology annotation, biological process: modulation of chemical synaptic transmission; synaptic vesicle endocytosis; presynaptic membrane assembly. Gene Ontology annotation, molecular function: signaling receptor activity; neurexin family protein binding. Gene Ontology annotation, cellular component: plasma membrane; cell surface; synapse. The transcript is spliced from 7 exons. The record is from RefSeq and is a predicted model, not a curated record. The coding region runs from base 111 to 4316 and encodes 1401 amino acids.
UUUUCUAAAUUUUUAUAAUUUGAAAAUAGAAAAAAAAGAAUAAUAAAUUAAUUAAUAAAAAAAAUAUUUUUAAUCCGCUUAUCAAAAAUCAUAUUGCGACAAGGAUCUGUAUGUAUAACUUUGUAGGACUCCCUGUUUCCGUCAUAAUAAUAUUAAUGAUAUUAGCUUUACUUACACAUCAUCUUUACUCAUCAUCUUUUGUUCCCCAUCAUAAAGUACGGGAAAAUGAUCCCGAAAACUUAAAAGACGAUGCUAAUCAUGAGGAUCUCCUAAUCAUUCCAGUGGGAAAUUCCAGAGUCCUCCACACCAAAAAUGGGGCUAUAAUUGGUUCCACUUGGAAAAUCGGAAGCAGAGAUAGCAAUUUUGUUAUGGUAGAACAAUUUUUAGGCGUCUCCUAUGCAUCUAAGCCGUCCCAAAGGUUCAUGCCAGCAGGGCCGCCAGUCAAAUGGAGAGGCCUCUUUAAUGCUACGCGUCAUGGUCCUAUAUGCCCACAAAAGGUUGAUCAGAUAUUAUGGCAUGAGAAGGAAGAUAAAGAUAUCUAUAAUGAUUCACUUUGGAAUAGGACGAAAUCGGGAAAUUAUUCAUUUUUAACAACUAGAAUUGAAAACUUAAUUUCUAUCAUGUACACUGAUGGAGUAGUACCGAAUUACGAUCAAAAUGAAGAUUGUUUGAACCUCAAUAUAUAUUUGCCCUCUAUUAAAGACAAAUCAUUAAAAUAUCCCGUUCUCGUUUACCUUCUUCUUGAUUCGUACAAUGCGGGAACCGGAAAUACCUACGAUGGGAAAAUAAUGGCUGCCAAGCACGACAUUAUAGUUAUUACACUAAAUCUUAGGCUAGGCAUAUUCGGAUUUUUAACUACCGGAGACUCGAUUAUAAGAGGUAACAAUGGGUUUCUAGAUCUCUGCGCUGCUCUACAAUGGAUUCAGGAAAACAUAAUUAAUUUCGGAGGAGAUGCUUCUCAGGUUACGAUAUUGGGAUAUAAUUACGGGGCAGCUUUAUCAAACUUGUUAAUGGUUUCUCCGAUCUCAAAAGGUAAAUUUAAAAGAAUCAUACUGAUCGAUGGAUCGAUAUAUUCGCAACCUAUCAAAUUACGGAAACCGCCAUACACCACAAACCUUUUGCUAAAAAUCUUCAAUUGCACAUCGCCAAAGAAUCUUCAAACUAAUAAUGGUUCUUCCAAAAUAAUGUCAUACACUUUAGCCGAAUGUUUAAAAAAAAUGGAACCUAGUGAAAUCCUCGAAAUAACUCACAAGUUACACGUAGGUCUUAUAAUUUGGUCACCUCAUAUAGAUAAUUUUGUAAUUCCUAACAUUUAUCAAUCGCGUAGUGACAAUAAAAAGCUAAUAAAACAUGACCUAAACCCCGAUUUUAAUUUGAUGGUCGGUUUGAUCAACGAUUGUUCACUUCAAAAGUUCAGAUCGUAUUUAAAGGAAUCAUUAAAUAUAAACGUUCUGGAAGAUCCGGAAGUAUCAAAAUCAGCAUCGUCAUCCCGCAAUAAUUUCGUAAUUUGGAAACAGGUGGUUAAUAGGUUGGUGAUAAAUAAUUUUUUCAAUCAUCGGAAACACAUUUAUGCCGCCAUUGCCAAUGAAUACCUUAAUUGGGAAAAAUUGUACAACCUUUCCCAGUGGAACCUUAUGAAAGAUCUGAAAGACGUUAUCAAAGAUUUUACGCUUUUCGCUCCCACUAUUAAAAUGUUGAACCUUUACUCACCGAGUGUGUCUUCGAUGCUAUGGAUCUUGGAUCCACUAAUAACAAAUAGACCGGAUAAAAAAUCGCAAAACAUAUUUAAUUACUGCCCCUUUUCUUACUCCCAUCUACCCUAUUUACUCACCGCUUACCCUUCCAUGAUCAGGCCAAAUAUUUUUGAAAGAUUAAUUAACAAGACAUUUAAAACCAUUUUUAUAGCAGCUGGCCAAAACUCUUCUUCAAAUAAAACUCUAACACCUGAAGUCGUUGUCAUUAUGAAUAAAAUUUUAAAGGCGAAUUAUUACUAUUCCCAAAUGAUAACUGACACAAUAUCUAAAUUCGUGAAAUCGGGCCAAAACACGGAUGUCAAGAGAUCAAAAAGGCAGUUUUUAAACGAUUCAUCUGCCAAUGUAUCCUCGAUUAAUUAUGAUAUCAUUAGUCAAAGAUAUAUUUCGAUAACGAAAAAUGGCACCAUCGUCGAUAAUCAUUACGAAGCUAGAAGAAUGGCACUGUGGAACAGGUUCAUUCCAAUUUUGAACGCGAACGAGGAACCAACUAUCUCUUUUACCGCAAGUAAAAAUAAAAAGAUGAACGAAAAUAAAAAAUCGAAAUGGUUACACGACGUUAAGAAUAAUGAUGAAAAGGAUAUAGAUGGAAAUAAUUUUGCGGCAUACGAACAAAUUUUAGAUAUGGACCUAGAUUAUGAAUCCGAUUACCGCGAUUCAGAAUUUCCUCCCCCUCCCCCGUUACCUCCCGCUACCAUACCCUCCAUGGUUAUGGAAAAAAUUAUGCGACCUCAUAAACUCGAUAAAUUGAUCAAAGAAGAACCAAAUCAGAAUUCCCACUAUUCGGUUGAUGAUAACCUGCAAUAUUAUAAUCCCACUUUUUCGAGUCACUUGCAAAUUCCUAUAUUUCCCUUUCGGAACACCCCUAAUGGAAAUAACCAUAAUAAUAGGGCUGUUAAUUAUUCAUUAGGACUCGAUGAGCAAAUGUAUCUCCAAAAUAUAAAUGGGUACAAAUAUUUUGACGACCGUGAAUACGCUAAAACCCGGCGUUUAAAAUAUAAUUCCGUUCUGAUUAUAACUUUGGGAGUCGGGGGGAGUUUAUUAAUAAUUAAUUUGCUAAUUUUGGGGGCUGUUUAUCACCAACGGGUUAAGUCUUACCAAUACCGAGUCAAGCGCAAAGUUUUGAUACCUCAUGCUGAUAAUAAUUGCCUUUAUAAAUCUAGCCAAGAUGAUGGCAAAACAGUAGAUGAUUGCAUCUGCCAAUAUCACAAAGGAUGCAAAGAUUCCUGUUUCAAAACAUCUAAAUCUCACAAGGGAUCCGUCGAGGAAGACGAUUUAAGUUUUCGACCUAAAAAAAAUGGGUCCGUCAAAAAAAAUUUCAAUAGAGGUAAUAAAAAAUGGAAAGGUAAGCAUAAAAAUGAUUGCUCCAAAUUGUUGUGCAACAACGACAAUACUAAUAAUAAUGAAUUUAAGAAGUUCAAAUCUAGCGAGGCAUCCGACACUGACAUAAAAAGAGAUACAUCUGACAAUAAGUCGGGAAAAUUUUAUAAUUUAGGCAAAACAACCGCCUCUUUUACGAAUGCCAGUCAUAAAAAUGACAAAUCGUUAUUCAUAAACAAUAUGUCGGAAUUCAACCUGAAAAACCUAAAGAAUGACCAUGAUCAUGAAAUAUGUACAAAAUCGUUUAACAACGAUAUCAACCAUAUAUGGUUGGUUAACCCGAAUAAAAUAGGUGGUUCAAAUCAACAAAAGCACCAAAAUUAUGAUAAUUCUAAGCUGUCACUUCAUUCCUUCUCAGACGAAAACAUUAGGCGCAACAUUAUGUCAAGUAAAUAUGAAUCGAUUAACUCAUUCGACAUUAACAACAAAUACAAAUCUGAAUACGAUGUCAAUUUUAUUAAUGAAUAUUUACCGUCUUCUAGUCAAUCCAACACCAACAUUGAUAUCUCCUGUGAUAGUACUAAAAAUAUAUUGGACCACGAUUGCAAUGAGAUCAUAUGGUCUGACAUGGUGGAUAACCAUAUGGAAUCUAACCAAAUUUUUAAAAAUGCAAAUACCAGUAAAAUUCAUUGCCAAAAGAAUUCCCUUCCUAAAAACUUAAAUAAAUAUGGAUCCCAUCCUUAUGAAAUCUACAAUAAUCCAUAUGGUUUAAAAUCAGUAUAUACAACUCAUUUUCUAAACUUUUCAAAAUCUAAUUCAAUUAAUACUGCCGAGGUUAGUAGUAUACCUGAGCAUCAAAUCCCUCCUCCUCCAGCUUCUCCACUUUCAAGUUUGUAUAUAGGUCAAAAUAAAAAACCCAAACUUUUAGAUUAUACUCUUCAAAGUUUUUCUACGAAUUGUAAAAAAAAUGAUUUCGACAAAGGCCUAACUCGUGAAAAUCUUACCCAAGCUAAACAUAAUCAUGAUGAAUCCUCGUUUGUGCACAGGCAUCCUUCAAAAUCCUUGAAUACUGAUAAUUACAAAAGUGACGAUGACGUAAACGAGUUAUACAUAUUUAAAACUUCUUCGUUAAGAACUGAAGAUUCAAAGUGCCAAACUUCAAUGGAGUUAAAAUUAUCACAAAUAUCCGAAAAAUAUUCUAACAAUAUUAUAAGUUCUUCGGGUAUUCAGGAGGUUCAAGUUUAAUCCAGUGCCUUUAAAACUGCAACUCACACUAAUAUAGAGGUAAAUAAUCUGUAUAAUAGCCAUUUUGUACAACCUCAUAGUCUUAUCACAUACAUCACAAGGCCAGUUGCGGAAUUUCUCCGUCUUCAGAUUGUCCCCAUCAAUCUUUGUCUUUACUGCAUUCAUUUUCAGGCCUAUUUUUUUUUCUUACUUUGGAACUAACAGCUAAUGAUUAUA